AGGUUUUCCGGGCGGACUUUGUGCUUCUCUCUUCAACUUCCCCAGCUGCACAUGAGCCGGCUGUGUCACAACAACAGCGGCCGUGGAGGACACACAGAGUGACAAACUCACCAACUCAUGCAGUCCCUCCUUCGGUUGUCUCCUUCGGGGACUCUUCCAGCCACAUCUUUGAAAAGGGUCCGAUGUUUGCUGAACCAGCUGUUGAACCAUCGGGGGGCAGCCCCUCAAGUCCUACUUCGGAGCCACAGCACAGCCUCAGGUGACACUAUCAAUAUUGGAGAUGUAUCCUACAAAUUGAAAUCUCCCAGGAACCCGGAACUAGUCCCCCAAAACUAUAUUCCUGACCCAUUAAGCCAGACGGCAGUACAGCAUCUAAGAUGGAUUAUGCAGAAAGACCUUUUGGGACAGGAUAUGUUUCUCAUUGGACCUCCUGGACCAUUGAGACGAUCUAUUGCUAUGCAAUAUUUGGAGCUCACCAAACGAGAAGUAGAAUACAUUGCUCUCUCCAGAGACACUACCGAAGCUGAUCUCAAGCAAAGAAGAGAAAUUCGUUCUGGAACAGCUUUUUACAUUGAUCAGUGUGCCGUCCGUGCAGCUACAGAAGGUCGAAUAUUGGUGCUGGAAGGCUUAGAGAAAGCUGAAAGGAAUGUCUUACCUGUGCUUAAUAACUUGCUAGAAAACAGAGAAAUGCAGCUCGAAGAUGGACGAUUCCUUAUGUCUGCAGAACGUUAUGACAAACUGCUUCAGGAACACAGUAGAGAAGAAAUGGAUGAAUGGAACAUUGUACGCGUCAGUGAAGACUUUCGAGUGAUUGCGUUGGGGCUGCCAGUACCCAAAUAUUCUGGCAAUCCCCUCGAUCCACCGUUACGCUCCAGAUUUCAAGCCAGGGAUAUUUAUCACCUCCCAUUCAAGGAUCAUCUUCAAAUGCUCUAUUCUGUUGGACCACAUCUUCCUGCUGAAAGAAUUUCUCAGCUUUUGUCAUUUGCUACAACUUUGUGCUCACAAGAAUCAUCUUCCCUGGGCUUACCAGAUUUUCCAUCAGACAAUUUGGCUGCAGCUGUUGGCAUAUUGGCAGCUUUUCCCAUGAUGUCAUCUCAACGUGUCAUCCAAAGACUCUAUCCUUACAACGUUUUAUUGGGAAAUGAAGGCAGAACUGCGGUGGAAGAUGCAAUGAAAAGAUUUGAGCUGGCAGACUCUGGAACAUCUCCCGUUCCCCAGAGGAUUGUGAACAUUGAAGCAGCAGAUACUGGUAGUUCAUUAGCUAGAGUGAAUUUUCAUGUUGGAGACAAGAACAUCUCUAUACAGGUCCCAAGAGGUGCUAUGCCACUGAAGCAGGACACAGGGCAGCAAAACUUUGUAAGGACCCAAAACCAUGAAAUGCUGCUCGCCGAGAUGAUGCAGUCUCAUAUGGUUAAAGACAUAUGUCUGAUUGGAGGGAAAGGAUGUGGUAAAACUGUGAUUGCUAAAGAAAUUGCCGAGAUGCUGGGAUAUGAAGUAGAACCUAUAAUGUUGUACCAGGAUAUGACAGCCAGGGAUUUGCUACAGCAGCGAUACACUCUACAAAAUGGAGACACUGCCUGGCGACAGUCUCCACUUGUUACAGCUGCUCUAGAAGGGAAACUUGUCAUCCUUGAUGGGAUCCAUCGUGUGAAUCCGGGAACUUUAUCCAUUCUUCAAAGAUUAAUCCAUGACAGAGAGCUGACUCUUUACGACGGCACCAGGUUACUUAGAGAAGACAGGUAUCAAUAUUUAAAAGAGGAAUUACAGCUUUCUCAUGAACAGCUACAAGAGAGGUGUAUAUUUCCCAUCCACCCUUCUUUCAGGAUUAUUGCUUUGGCAGAGCCUCCAGUGAUUGGUGGCAACACUCAACAAUGGCUUGGUCCAGAACUUCUAACCAUGUUUAUGUAUCAUGAAAUUAAACCCUCAACCAAAAGAGAGGAGAUUCAGAUAAUGAGAGAGAUGGUUCCAAAUGUCCCAAAGGAAGCGGUGGAACAGCUUCUGACAUUAAAACAUAAGCUACGUAACACGAAGGAUCCUACUGCACAAUCUUUGGCUUCUUCAUUAUCUACUAGACAGUUACUUCGGAUCUGUCGUCGACUGUCUCAAUAUCCUGAGGAGCGUCUUCAUCAUGCAAUCAAUAAAGCGUGCCUUUCAAGAUUUUUACCCACUCUGGCACGAUCGGCUCUACAGAAAAACUUGAAAGACUCUGGGAUUGAGGAAGCGAUUGAAGAUUUGGACACGACAACAGACAAAGACUACAGCUGUGAAAUCAAUUCUGGCAUACUGAGGGUUGGCAGUGUUACCGUACCUGUAUUUAGUCCAGACGAGAAGAUAAAAGUGCCAGAUGUUCUGUUUUAUGAAAACAAGCAGCAUGUAAUGGUUUUGGAAGAUAUGCUGAAAGAUUUUUUACUUGGAGAACAUCUCUUGUUGGUUGGAAAUCAGGGUGUGGGGAAAAACAAGAUAGUUGACAGAUUUCUGCACCUGUUAAACAGACCACGGGAAUAUUUGCAGCUCCACAGAGAUACUACAGUGCAGAGUCUUACAUUACAGCCAUCCGUGAAGGAGGGAAUUAUAAUUUAUGAAGACUCUCCGCUGGUGAAAGCUGUUAAAAAGGGACACAUCUUGGUUAUUGAUGAGGCGGACAAGGCUCCCACAAAUGUCACCUGCAUUUUAAAAACCCUGGUGGAGAGUGGGGAAAUGAUUUUAUCCGAUGGCAGGCGUAUAAUAGCCAAUCCUGCUCAUGCACGUGGAAGUCCUAAUGUGAUCCCUAUUCACCCUAAUUUCAGAAUGAUUGUACUGGCAAACAGGCCAGGUUUCCCAUUCCUGGGAAAUGACUUCUUUGGAGCAUUAGGUGAUAUUUUUAGCUGUCACGCUGUAGACAAUCCAUUACCACAGUCUGAACUUGCGAUGCUCAGACAGUAUGGCCCCAAUGUUCCUGAUGCUGUGCUUCAGAAGCUUGUUGCUGCGUUUGGAGAGUUAAGAAGCAUGGCCGAUCAGGGAAUUAUCACAUAUCCGUAUUCAACCAGGGAAGUGGUCAAUAUUGUAAAACAUUUACAGAAAUUUCCAAACGAAGGAUUGGCUAAUGUAGUCCGAAAUGUUUUCGAUUUUGAUUCUUACAAUCAAGAAAUGCGUGAAAUUUUGAUUAGCUCUCUACACAAGCAUGGGAUACCGAUUGGAGCCAAACCCACCAGUGUCCAGCUGGCUAAGGAACUGCCACUUCCAGCCAUCAGCUUUGUUGGCCACUGGACCAUCUCUCAGUCAGGAAAUGCUCGACGGAAACUUUUGUGUCCAACAGAAACUCAUCAACUUACUACAAAGGGCCCAAUAUACCUAAACAUACAGGAAUAUUCUCUAGAGCGUAGCGAAGCACGGUCACUGAGUUUCACUGAAGAAAUAGCCCACUGGCGUCUCCCUCUGAAUGAAGUGGAUAUCGUGUGUGAUGCCAUUGUUACACAAGAAAGUGAUGCCGAGAGUACACUGUAUGUGGUUACCUGCAACCCUGUAUCCGUGCACUCUGCAAAGAUAAAUGGAAAUAAAGGAUAUUAUGUGGAUUUAUAUGACAUCUUCCCAAGGACUGUUGGUAACGUUUGGCAGCCAUAUGUAACUGCAGCACCAAUGGGACAUCCACUUACUGGUCAAGUUAUUCUGCAUGAAGAGCGGAGCAAUGUCAUCCUUUUGUUGGACAUUAAUAAUGGGAACCUUCGUCGAAUUUUACUCUCUCCAGAAGAUCAAGAAUCUCCAAGAAGGUCAUCUUGGUGGGGUAGUAAGGAAGCUCAGGACAGUUACAAAAUGUGCCGUGAGUUCUCACAUAAAAACUGGCUGGUGUUCUUCAAGGAAUAUGGUACUUCACUCAGCGUUCUUGAUGUUCUGGAAGGAACCACCCACACUAUCUCUCUACCCAUCAAUCUCAAGUCCGUUUUCCUUGUGGCAGAAGACAGGUGGCUCUUGGUUGAAAGUAAAACCAACAAAAAGUUUCUUCUAACUAAGCCUUUGCAUAUGGGUGCUGAGGACACUGGUGUUUGCCAGCUUCAUGCCAUCAAUGAAGAACCAGUGGACACAGGAUUUGGUGUAACAGCAGCAUCGGACCAUUCUAACCUGCAUAUGAUCUCGAAUGAUCAGUUGCCAUCUGAAAAUUUAAGUGCAGCUGUUGGACAGAAGAUAGUUUCCCCUAAUAGAAUUCUCUCAGAUGAGCAUAACUAUGCCUCAAUUAUUGUAGGCUUUCCAGAUCUACUGUCUCCGAGUGAACUUUACAGCUGGAAGAGAAGCUCUGCUUUGGAUAAUCAAAGGGCCCUGGCUCCUGACCAGUUUUUCCAGCCUGGACGCAGUAAAUUUGGAAGCACUAAGAAGAACAAUUGCGUAACUUUGCUUUUGGCUAACCAAGUCGUGAGAGUCAUAUCACCAGCAAACGUGCCUGUAAAAGAUAUAUAUUCUAAGGAUGUGACUCCUCCCCAUUCCACUGGGUAUCUGGAAGUUACAGACCUUAAUUCAAAAAAGGUGAAAUAUAUCCCUAUUCCCAGGCCAUCGUCUAUAUCUCCGUACACAUCGUGGCUGUCCAAGAUUUCUGACACUGAUUUCUUGAUUGCCGCGCUGGGGAAUACAGGAGUUGUUACAGUGGACAUGGGAGGCAGUGUCCGUCUGUGGGAAACUGGGCUUGAUAGCCUCCAGCGUUCACUGCUGGAGUGGAAGAACAUGAUUGGGCAAGACGAUGGACGACCGAUGCAGAUUACAGUGGAGAAGGAGAGUGGAUUAGAUGUAAAUUCACCAAAACACGGCAAAAUGGACCCAGAUAACACACCCCAUGUCGGGGGGAAUACAUGGGCUGGUGGUACUGGGGGAAGAGACACAGCAGGACUGGGUGGUAAGGGCGGCCCAUACCGUUUGGAUGCAGGACACAAAGUUUACCAAGUGUCACAGGCGGAAAAAGAUGCAGUGCCUGAGGAAGUGAAAAGAGCCGCUAGGGAAAUGGCAGAAAAAGCCUUUAAACAAAGGUUGAAGGAAAUUCAAAUGAGUGAAUAUGAUGCGGCUACAUACGAACGAUUCUCAAACUCUGUCCGAAGACAAGUUCAGUCCCUUCGAGUAAUCCUGGACAGUCUACAGGCAAAGGGAAAAGAAAGGCAGUGGUUGAGGCACCAAGCUAUGGGAGAAUUGGAUGAUACCAAAAUCAUUGAUGGGCUGGUAGGGGAGAAGUCAAUAUACAAGAGACGAGGAGAACAUGAGCCAGAGCCUGGAAGCCCUCAGCAGAAACCCAAGAGACUGAGACUGUUGGUGGAUGUGUCUGGCAGCAUGUAUCGCUUUAAUGGUGUGGACGGACGACUAGAGCGCUCCAUGGAAGCUGCUUGCAUGGUCAUGGAAGCAUUUGAGAAUUACGAGCAUAAGUUUAAGUACGAUGUCAUUGGCCAUUCUGGUGAUGGUUUCAACAUUGAACUUGUAAAAAGUGACACAAUCCCCAGGAACAAUAAGCAGAGGUUACAGAUUCUGAAGACCAUGCAUGCUCACUCCCAGUUCUGCAUGAGUGGAGACUACACCUUGGAAGCAACAGAGUUCGCAAUACGGGAGAUUGCCAAAGAGGAAGCUGACGAGUAUUUUGUCAUAGUCUUAAGUGACGCCAACCUAGAGAGAUAUGGCAUACCUCCAUCAAGGUUUUCCCAGGCUUUGACAACUGACCCACAAGUCAAUGCAUUUGCUAUAUUUAUUGGGUCUUUAGGAGACCAAGCUGACAGACUGCAGAGGACACUUCCAGCUGGGCGAUCCUUUGUUGCCAUGGAUACAAAGCAGAUUCCCCAAAUAUUGCAGCAAAUCUUCACGUCUACCUUGCUGUCCAGUGCUUAGAAAGCAGACCUCAUACACCAUCAAGCCCUUGAUUGACUCAUAUGAACUGAGAAAAUAGAAUAAUAAAUUACACAACUACGGGUUUAUUGAAACUUACUUCAAACUCAUCAGAUGUUAUUUAAUGAAUUGUUUUCAAUCAUUUGUAAAUCUUAAUGAUUUUAGAGUCUUUUUUUUUUUUUUAUUUGUAUGACUGGCAGUGGGUUGUGUAAGGCACAUAUAAAGAAAAGUUUUUGCCAUUAUAAAAUGCCACGUCUUUAUUUUUUUGUUGCAUGCGGUGGCCAUACAAUAAUUUUAAUUAAACAUGAUUGUAAAAUAUUUAAACUGUAGGGCAGAACAUGGCUGUCUCAAAAGCUAGACCCUAAUCUUUUUCAGAUGCAUUUUCAGCAUUAAAGGAAUGCUCAAGGCACGAUGACAACCUAAUCUAAAUGAAGUUAUUAUAGUGCCAGGAGAUCCCAAGUGCAUUCUUACCACAAGGGGUUAAACCGUUCGAUAUAAAAACAUCCUGUAAUAGCUACAGAUCUCCUGUCAGUAGCCUUUGCAAGCCCUCCCCUCAGUCUUUCUGUGAUUGUCCAAUCGUAGACGUCCCAAUGCAGCUCAAUGAGAAGUCUUUGCAAGUCAGGUGCUCUUAGCAAUUGCUACUUCUUGAGUUUAGCUCCACUGAGCCAAGCAACUAGGAAGAAGUAACAUUAUCUGAUGUCAGCUUGAAAGCAUAGGGGGUGUAACCAGGUUAAUCUAUAAAAGUGUCACUUUCUAUUGAAGUGUCCCUUUAAAGCAACUAUGUCACCGUCUUGGGUCUUUUUAUAUUUUGCAAAGACUCCCCACAGUGACUGUUCCUCGGGUUGUCCAGUGGCUGCCGUGUGCAGGGGAAGGUGAUUUUUUUCUUACCUAAACCUGUCCCAUCACUAUACUCUCCCUGCUGGUCCUCUUCAGCUCCUGGUGCUUCAUCUGCCAGGAGCCCACGUCAGUGCUGUACUCUUGCACAAGAAUACAACACAGAGUCCUAUGGAGGUUUCAUAGGAUCCUCCAUAGACAGAGCCUUUUUCAACUAAUGCCAUCACUUGUGACAGCUGGGGGUAAUUGCAAAACUUGACAGCAGUAGCUCUGCCUCAAGCGUAAGAAAUAUACUAAGACAAAGUAAUCCCUUCUUUGUAUUACUAUAUACUUUAACUGCAUUGGAAUUUCAGUGACAUCCCAACACAAUGAAUGUGAGUAUUUCAUAAAGAUUUAUUGAUUUUGGGGGGGGGGGGGGGGGACAGGGAGUCAUUCUAAAAGCAUUCCAAAGGCAUGCAAAGCAUCAUGGGAGUUGUAGUUCUACAACACUUAGGGAUUGCCUUUUCGGCACUCCUGGUUUAGGGAAUAGGUUGUACUCUAUGAAGUAAAUUCAUCAAUCUAGAAGAAAUCACAAAAUGUUCUUGAUUAGUUGCAGUCCCAGCCCAACCCCACAAAUGAAUCCUGCGGGGCAGCAAAAUUCAUAUGUAACAUUUUUCAUUGUUUAGUUAUAUAUUAAUUGUAUUAAUUAUUUAAGUUUAUGGUGAAUUACAAUCCUCUACUUUAACACAUCUUUAUCAGUACUUUUGGUAAAUAACCUCUGA
Molecule: messenger RNA, 7421 nt
Organism: Pelobates fuscus (common spadefoot toad)
Lineage: Eukaryota; Metazoa; Chordata; Amphibia; Anura; Pelobatidae
Gene: VWA8
Product: von Willebrand factor A domain containing 8
Exons: 46
Coding region: 118-5829 (1903 amino acids)
Cellular component (GO): cytoplasm
Molecular function (GO): ATP binding; ATP hydrolysis activity
Source: RefSeq, a predicted model, not a curated record